Messenger RNA from Larimichthys crocea (large yellow croaker), 961 nucleotides. RefSeq names its product glycine cleavage system protein H (aminomethyl carrier), b (gene gcshb). Gene Ontology annotation, cellular component: cytoplasm; glycine cleavage complex; mitochondrion. The record is from RefSeq and is a predicted model, not a curated record. The transcript is spliced from 5 exons. Bases 81 to 626 code for a protein of 181 amino acids. Gene Ontology annotation, biological process: protein lipoylation; glycine decarboxylation via glycine cleavage system. NCBI's taxonomy places the organism in Eukaryota, Metazoa, Chordata, Actinopteri, Sciaenidae.
GCGAGCAGUGGGAUGGUGCGCGCUCCCGCGGUCAAGUGUAAUGUGCACUCGAUUAAAGAGUCGACACACACGGAGUGAAGAUGGCGAUGAGAGCGGCGCUGCGGUGCCUCUCGGCAAACUUUUCCCCCAGACUGCCUCAGCUCUCGGCAGCAGCAGCAGCACCGGCGGCGGCAGCGCAGCUCUCAGCGACUCGGCUGCUGUGGAGGAGCGGCUCCCCGCGGACACUGAGCACGACCUCGGCCCUGUCCUCAGCCCUGAAGUUCACAGAUAAGCAUGAGUGGGUGCGAGUGGAAGGUGGAAUUGGCACAGUUGGUAUCAGCAAUUAUGCUCAGGAAGCUUUAGGAGAUGUGGUAUACUGUGGACUCCCUGAAGUUGGCCAAAGACUUGAACAAUUGGAGGACUUUGGUGCCUUGGAAAGUGUAAAGGCUGCCAGUGAGCUAUACUCACCACUGACGGGGGAAGUGACUGAAGUCAACACAGACCUGACAGAGAAUCCUGCACUUGUGAAUAAAGCCUGCUAUGCAGAGGGGUGGCUAAUCAAGAUGACGAUUGAAAAGCCUGAAGAACUUGAUGGCCUCAUGGAUCAAGCUGCGUAUGAUAAAUUUAUUAAGUCACUUGAAGAAUAAAUUGAUGAAGUCUCUGUGCUGUUUUAUAAUGUAAUUGCAAUCAAAGAAUAGUAGGCAGGGUUACUAACAUCUUGUGUGACACUGUCUAUGGUAUUUAUUUUGAUACUGGACAUGUGCUGUCAAAAUCAUUUUAAAUCCUCAGUAACAUCUUCCACUUAGACAGUUAGGAUUUGUUUAACUAUUAGCCAACCUAAAGAGCUCUUAAUCUCAUGAUCUGUUGGUAUUGUUGCAUUUUUAUCUGGUGAUUUGCUCCAUUUUUAAAUGUGCACAGAUGUGGUAAAAGAACUGGGAAUCACAUUUCAUUAAAUAAAAUUUGGUUCUUACAUUUGAAUUGA